CUCAUAAAAUAAACAACAACAACAACAACAACAACGUUUUGAUAUUUUCAACUACGCGAUGGCUCGGAACCCGAGAGAACAGGAGCAGCAGCCACUGUUGGAAGUAGAGGAAGAGGAAGAGACGGCGUAUGACUCAUCGGAGAAGAUUGUGGUGGUGGGAAUCGACGAGGAAGAGGACUACGGCGGCAAGGUUCCGCCGUUUUCAUGGAAGAAGCUAUGGCGGUUCACAGGGCCAGGGUUUCUCAUGUGCAUAGCGUUUCUCGAUCCGGGGAACCUGGAGGGGGACUUACAAGCGGGUGCCAUUGCAGGGUACUCGUUGCUGUGGCUUUUGAUGUGGGCUACUGGCAUGGGGCUGCUAAUUCAGCUCUUGUCGGCGCGGCUUGGAGUCGCCACCGGGAAGCACUUGGCGGAGCUGUGCAGGGAGGAGUACCCCACGUGGGCUAGGAUGGUGCUGUGGGUUAUGGCUGAGGUUGCUCUCAUUGGUUCUGAUAUUCAAGAGGUUAUUGGUAGUGCUAUUGCGAUAAGGAUUCUCAGUAAUGGGGUUGUGCCCCUUUGGGCUGGGGUUGUCAUUACUGCUCUUGAUUGUUUUAUUUUUCUCUUUCUGGAGAACUAUGGUGUGAGGUCAUUGGAAGCAUUUUUUGGUGUUCUUAUUGGGAUAAUGGCACUGGCGUUCGCGUGGAUGUUUGGUGAAACACAGCCCAGCGGCAAGGAACUUCUUGUUGGCAUUUUGGUUCCAAAACUCAGCUCCAGAACUAUACAGCAGGCUGUUGGAGUUGUGGGCUGCCUUAUAAUGCCUUACAAUGUAUUCUUGCACUCUGCUCUUGUUCAAUCGAGGAAGAUUGACCACAGCAACAAAGGACGGGUUCAAGAAGCUCUUAACUAUUACUCUAUAGAGUCCACCCUUGCACUUGUCGUCUCCUUUGUCAUUAACAUAUUUGUGACAACUGUGUUUGCCAAGGGGUUUUAUGGUUCUGAAGUAGCAGAUAGCAUUGGUCUUGUAAAUGCAGGACAGUAUCUUCAGGACGCGUAUGGUGGUGGAGUAGUUCCAAUUUUAUAUAUAUGGGGUAUUGGGUUAUUGGCAGCCGGCCAAAGUAGCACUAUUGCUGGUACUUAUGCCGGACAAUUUAUCAUGGGAGGGUUUCUAAAUUUAAAGAUCAAAAAAUGGAUGAGGGCGUUAAUUACCCGAAGUUGUGCAAUAGUACCAACCAUGAUUGUUGCUCUUAUAUUUGAUUCCUCAGAGCAAUCGCUGGAUGUUCUGAAUCAGUGGCUUAAUGUUCUUCAGUCAGUCCAAAUCCCCUUUGCUGUUAUUCCUUUACUCUGUCUGGUUUCCAAGGAGGAGAUAAUGGGCACUUUCAAAAUUGGUGCUGUCCUCAAGACUAUUUCUUGGCUUGUGGCUGCUCUGGUGACAAUGAUUAAUGGCUAUCUCUUGGUGGAAUUCUUCUCCUCUGAAGUGAAUGGAGCAAUAGUUGGCGCUGUACUCGGUACGCUAACCGCUGCAUAUGUUGGAUUCAUAAUAUAUCUUAUUUGGCGUGCAUUUACCUUUUCACCUUGGCAAAAGGUUUCCCAAUCAAAGACAAUUGCUCACUCAGAGAGUUGAGUAAUUAAUCCUUCUAACCACGCCUAGGAGCUGGAAUUCUGCCCAAGGCUUUCAUGGCUACUUUUGCGCCUGAUCCUUUUUGAAGUAUCUCGUGCUUGUUACUCUGAGAUCAAGUCGAUGCAGUGGGCAGGGUCACCUUAUUGUUUGCCUGUAGAUUAUCUAAUAGAUCAGAGUAGAUUCUAGGACUGUAUUAUUUGCAAACUUUCUUGUCUCUAAUGCUCUGGAAACACACCUCUUUUUAUUUUCUUUUUGGCUCCUUGUAUCUUUUUAUAUGUUUUUCUCUAGGGCGGCGGCUGUUAUGAUCAAAUUCUUUGGCCGAAAGUUUAAGGUGUUAGGUAUUCCUUUAUGCAAUAAUUUUUUAAGGUUGAAGCGUGUAUUAUGAAUGACCUAUGUACGUUGUUAAUUUCAAUAAUGUAAUUAGAAUGGUAAAUGCUGUA
Molecule: messenger RNA, 2034 nt
Organism: Lotus japonicus
Lineage: Eukaryota; Viridiplantae; Streptophyta; Magnoliopsida; Fabales; Fabaceae
Product: metal transporter Nramp3.2-like
Exons: 4
Coding region: 59-1597 (512 amino acids)
Biological process (GO): metal ion transport; positive regulation of reactive oxygen species metabolic process; defense response to bacterium
Cellular component (GO): vacuolar membrane
Molecular function (GO): cadmium ion transmembrane transporter activity; manganese ion transmembrane transporter activity
Source: RefSeq, a predicted model, not a curated record